Lichtheimia ornata is the source of this 1641-nucleotide messenger RNA. RefSeq lists its product as uncharacterized. Gene Ontology annotation, molecular function: ATP binding; ATP hydrolysis activity. The record is from RefSeq and is a predicted model, not a curated record. The coding region runs from base 1 to 1641 and encodes 546 amino acids. The transcript has 7 exons. Lineage: Eukaryota; Fungi; Mucoromycota; Mucoromycetes; Mucorales; Lichtheimiaceae.
AUGCUUUUCCUCGCCGACUACUUUCACUCUUUCUUUAACAACUUUGCUUACCUUUUGGAGACGGUUCUUGAUGAAUCGUUCUGGCAACUUGUUCUCGGCCAGCGAUGGUUUGGUUUGGUCAAACGCUACAUUGGCAAUGAUGCUGUCAUGUUUGGUAUCUUUUUGAGCUUGGGUCCUACCAUCUUGUCUCUUUUCAACUCCUUUUACUACUGGAUCAAAAGCUUCUUUGACGACUUGUUCCAUGUUUCGAUCGAGAUUACUUCAAAGCAGGCCAUCUAUAGCCCUGUGCAAGAAUUCAUCAAGCAAAAUUACAAGCAACUCCCUGAUUUCAAGCAUGUAUCUGGUGUUACCAUGUACAGCACUAUCAAGCGUCGUAAUCAUGAAUAUGAAGAGGAGCGGGUUAAACUUGGAUUGAUGCCACAUAUGGGCACCAUGCGUCACGUGUACUACAAAGGACACAAACUUUGGGUGAAUCGUUUCACUCGUUCAGCCCUUGAUCGCUCAAGUGGACACAGCACUGGUGCUGGAGGUGGCGGUAACAGUGAUAGUAUUUUGGAGAUGUUGAGUGGUGGAAACACUGAAGGUAUCACAAUCAGUAUGCGUAGCCGUAAUCUUGGUCUUUUACAAGAGAUUAUCCAAGAAUGGAUUGAUGAAUACUACCGAAUGCGUGAUAACCAGUUGAUUGUCUACAAGGCUAACACUGCAUCCUGGAGUCAAGAGUGGGAGGAGUUAUGCACCAAGGAAGCACGCGGCUUUGAAUCCGUCAUCCUUAAAAAGAACCAAAAGGAAGAGUUGCUCAAUGAUGUCAUGGCUUUCCGCUCCCAAAAAGAAUGGUAUCAACGUAAAGGCAUUCCAUAUCGUCGUGGCUAUCUUCUCUAUGGUCCACCUGGUACCGGCAAGACCUCCUUCAUUCAAUCGCUCGCCGCCAAGGUCGACAUGAACGUUGCUCUCAUUAGCAUCAGCGCAAGCAUGGACGACGAAACCUUCACCAACUUGCUUGUCCAUGUCCCUAAAAACAGCAUUGUUGUCAUGGAGGAUGUCGACCACUGCACCAUUAACGAUGGCGACGAUGACGAUUCAGGCAGCAGUUCUCGCAAACGCCUUUCUGCUUCUGGUUUGCUCAAUGCGAUGGAUGGUGUUUAUUCUCCUGAAGGAUGCUUGAUCUUCCUUACAUGCAACGACAUGAACAAGAUUGUCCCUGCCUUGUUACGCCCUGGUCGUGUAGAUGUUAAGAUGGAAUUCGGAUAUGCGGAUAAGCACCAAAUCGAAGCCAUGUUUUGGCGCUUCUUUGAUGAAGAGAGUCAAAAUGGACAAGAUCCAAAAUGGGUGGAAAUCAUGCACAAGCUUCUCGAGGUCCUCCCAGAACAUGAGCUUACGCCUGCCGAACUUCAAAACUUCUUCAUGGCUCAUGCUUUGCUUCUACAAUCUCCUCACAAGACUCAAGCUAUCGACAUUACACGCAUGACGGACAAUGAAGAUACCGAGAAAGAGGACGUGGAUGCAAAGGACAAGUGGGCUUUGUUCUUUAAGGAUCUAUUGGCAUCCGUGGAUUCGUUUAUGGAAAAGGUGAAGAUUGAUCGUGAACAAGCGAGAAAACAUGCCGAACGCAAGUUGAAGCAAAAGGAUGAUGAUGAUGAUUAA